This is a messenger RNA of Eruca vesicaria subsp. sativa (arugula), 927 nucleotides long. The record is from the annotation of a GenBank genome assembly. Lineage: Eukaryota; Viridiplantae; Streptophyta; Magnoliopsida; Brassicales; Brassicaceae.
AUGGAGAGAGCGACACAGCCUCCACCAGUAGCUGAGGAGCAGAAUCAAGAAGCAGAGCAGCUUCAGAAUCUAGCCUACGUAAAGACACAAGCACUGAGCUUAAUGAAGACCAUAUCACGAGUCCUUGAAGAAGUCUCCGCUUAUACCGAAACCAACACUACUCCUAAAUGGUUCCCAUCCUCAAGACUCCCUCCAACACAUUUUAUACUACAACUAGUUUCCAAGAACUUGGUUGUGUUUCCAAAGAACGUUAACGCCGAGAAUGCUUCAAUUUUACCGGUUAUGUUGUCUACGAAGUUACUCCCCGAGAUGGAAACUGAUAACAACGUUAAGAGAGAAGGGUUGCUUCAAGAGGUUCAGAGUUUGCCUAUAGCUACGCAAAUCGAAACCCUAAAGGAGAGGAUUGGUAAGAUUGCAGAGGCUUGUGAAAGUGCAGCGAAAGAGAUGGCUGAUGCUCGUAAAGCUUAUGGAUUUCCCCCACAUAGCGGUCUUUCUAUGUCUCCUUUUCCUACUAUGGAUAAAGUUCAAGCUGCAAAGAUUCUGGAUCAGGAGAACAUGCUACGUGGAUCUGUAAACGAGGGUACAGGACUAAUGCCUCCAGACCAGAGAGAGAUCACUACUUCACUUCCUCCGCAUAUGGUAGCUGCGUUAUUCGAUCCAGGCAAUAAUGUGGCAUCAAACAACAUCAACAGUCAAGAAGAUCUGAUGCAGGUUUCUGGAACACAACUUAUGGAGAGUUCAGCUGCAUCUUCAUCUGGUGCUAACUUUGAUACCACAGGACCAACAAGGCAUGCCUCUCCAACGUUGGGUGACCAGAUGUCUAACAGCAGUGGAAUGAUGCAAACGCAAGAGUCUCAAUCUGAGCAGCAGCAGCAGCAACAACAAGGAGAAGGAGGACGUGGCCAUGGAAAUAUGCAGACCAAUUAG